This is a messenger RNA of Megalobrama amblycephala (Wuchang bream), 3717 nucleotides long. It is a transcript of the gene fam20a, whose product is annotated as FAM20A golgi associated secretory pathway pseudokinase. The record is from RefSeq and is a predicted model, not a curated record. Gene Ontology annotation, molecular function: protein serine/threonine kinase activator activity. The transcript has 11 exons. Gene Ontology annotation, cellular component: Golgi apparatus. The coding region runs from base 190 to 1770 and encodes 526 amino acids. NCBI's taxonomy places the organism in Eukaryota, Metazoa, Chordata, Actinopteri, Cypriniformes, Xenocyprididae.
GCUGUCUGGGUCAGAUGUGCGAGCGACUGCGAGGAGCAACAUGCCGCUCUCUUGAAUGGAAUAAGCGUGGAACAUAACGGCCAGAAGGUGUCAGAUCUGUCCAUGAAGACGUGGAGAUUAUUUGCCCCAACUUAGCCAGCCAGGAGAACAUCUCAACCCAGCUGGAGUCCGACUGGGUCUGGAAGGGACAUGAGGAGGGACCGACUGCUGGUGGCCGUCACUUUGGUCACCCUUUUGGCGGCUGACAUCCAUUUUGUCCUGCUUCCCAGACUCAAAAGCUGGUAUCAUCUGCCCGGUGAAAGCUGUGAGUGCAGGGUCACCAAUGGCAGUCUGGACACCGGAGGUGCUACAACCUUAACGUGGACGGUGAGCCAGAAUUUCACAACAGCUUCCACCAAGCGAAGCUCCAAGCUGGAGCGGCUCUUCGGACACCCGCUCUACAACAUCCGCCUUCCAGAACUGGGGCCGGACGAGCUGCUGCUGCAGCGAGAGGAGCUCAUGAACUACUACAAGAGGAAAGUGAGCCGCUGGGAGAGACUGAAAAAGUUCUACAUCGAGGCGGCAGCAGCUUCAAACAUCACCAUUCCUGACCAUCCCGUGACCUUUGACCCGGAGGCCAGUUGGCUGCAGUUCCAUCUCGGGAUCAAUCGAUAUGCGCUGUAUUCAAGAGAUGACAGCAGCGUCGACAGACUCCUGCGGGACAUGCAGACGGCCACCGUCAUCAGUGCAGAUUUCACUCAGGAUGAGAAAGCUCUGAAGGGCGCGUGCGACUGCUCCCAAGUGGUUAAACCAAGCGGUCUUCACCUGAAACUGGCCCUGAAACUCCAAGACUUUGGCAAAGCUAUGUUUAAACCAAUGAGACAGGAGCGACACGAAGAGACGCCCGAGAACUUCUUCUAUUUUGUCGACUUUCAGAGACACAACGCUGAGAUUGCAGCUUUCCACCUCGACAGAGUGCUGGACUUCCGGAGGGUUCCACCGGUGGCGGGGCGAUUCGUCAAUGUGACGGGAGAAAUCUUGUACAUAACCCACAAUGAGGAACUGCGCAGCGUUUUCUUCAUCUCUCCAGCCAACAACACGUGUUUCUUCGCCAAGUGUUUAUACGUGUGCAAGUCGGAGUACGCAGUGUGCGGUCACCCUGAUCUGCUGGAGGGCUCCAUGUCUGCGUAUCUGCCCGGCCUGAGCAUCGCCCCACGCAUCUCCAUCCCAAACCCCUGGAUACGCUCCUACAGUUUCACCGGGAGAGAGGAGUGGGAGGUCAAUCCCUUAUACUGUGACACGGUCAAAAAACUUUAUCCCUACAACUCUGGGAACAGACUGCUCAACAUGAUUGACAUGGCCGUUUUUGACUUUCUCACAGGGAACAUGGACAGGCACCACUAUGAGAUUUUCACCAAGUUUGGAGAUGAUGGUUUCCUUCUUCACUUGGACAACGCUAGAGGAUUUGGACGGUAUUCCCAUGAUGAGAUGUCCAUUCUCGCACCACUGACCCAAUGUUGCAUGAUCAAGCGCUCGACGCUGUUCCGACUGCAGCUUCUGGCUCAGUCCGAGUACCGCCUGAGUGACGUAAUGAGGGAAUCCCUCUCCCGAGACCCUCUGACGCCUGUGCUGACUGAGGAGCACCUGCAGGCCUUGGACCGCCGGCUGGCCCAGGUGCUCCGGACAGUGCAGGAGUGUGUGAAGAAGCUGGGAGACGCACAUGUGGUGAUCACGGACUUUGUGGAAUCAUCCGGAGUAACUACAAGCCACCAGGGAGGAAAUAAGAGGUGACAGAACGAGAAGAGCGCGGGUUUGAGGGGAUUACAGGAAUAAGCCGUGUCACUGAAUGCACUUAAACGUACAAAAGAGACGUUAUGUGCCAGCUGACAGAAUUAAUACACCCCUCCGGUCCAAAAUCAUGACUUCAGGAGGAAAAUGAUUCACAUUUCUGAUUGGCUAAAAAUGGUCUGUGUGGUAUUGCUUUAAAAAGCUCCCUAACAACACCUUUAAGUCAAAUAAAAAUGUCAAAAUUAUGACAUAAAAAGCCAUAAUUACUGUACGAGUCAAAAUUGACCAAAAGUUAAAAAUUAUGAUACAAAGUCAAAAUUAUCAUAUAAAUCAAAAGAGAUAAAAGGUCAUAAUUAUGAGGUCAAAAGUUUAAGUUACAAGAUUUAAAAGUCAAAAUUGCAUUUUUAAAUUUGAGAUAAAAUUAAAAUAGAGUCAAAACUGAAUUAAAAAGUCAGUUAUGAGAGUUAAAAUUAUCAUAUACAAGUUGAAAAAUUAGUUGUCAUUUCUAAAGUGGAAUUUUUGACAUGACUUUUCAUGUCAUAAUUUUGACUCAUAAUUAUGACUUAGUAUCUAAUAUACAUUUUUAUCUCAGAAUUGUGACUUUUUAAUCUCAUGUUAAUAAACUUUUAUAAUUUUGAUUGGCUAAAAAAGUUCCCUAACACCUUUAAGUCAAAUAAAAUGUCUAAAUUUACAUAAAAAUGAUCAAAACUGACAAAAAGUAAAAAAAAAAAAAAAAAAAAAAUAUGAUACAAAGUCAUAAUGUCAAAGUCAAAAAUAUCACAUAAAUCGAAAUUAUGAGAUAAAAGUCUGAGAUAAAAAGUCGUAAUUAUGAGAUUAAAAAGCCAAAAUUGCAUUUUUAAAUUUGAGAUAAAAUAAAAUUGUCAAAAGUGAAUUAAAAAGUCAGUUGUGAGAGUUAAAAUGAUCAUAUACAAGUCGAAAAAUGAUUAUGUCAUGAUUUAUGAUUUAGUAUCUCAUAAUAUCAAUUUUAAACUCAGAAUUAAGACUUUAAUCUCAUAAUUUUGAUUGGCUACAGAAAUUACAACACCUUUAAGUGAAAUAAAAAGUCAAAAUUACGACAUAAAAUGUCAAAAUUGACAAAAAGUUAAAAUUAUGAUACAAAGUCAUAAUUAUAUCAAAGACAAUAUAAUGAGACAAGUCAGAUAAAAAGUCAAAAUUAUGACACGUUAAAAUUGAGAUGAAAAGUUAAUCAAUCUUGAGAUAACGUGAUAAUUAAAAUAAGAACUUGAUGUCAAAAUUAUGAUAUAAACAAAGUAAAAAGUUGAAAUACGAGAUAAAGUCAAUUCUAUAAAGUAUUAUGACUUUUUAUGUCACAAUUUUGAACGUUGAUUAUGACUUUCAACUUUUUAUUUCAUAAUUCUGACUUAUUCGUCUCAUGUUUAUUACUUUGAAUCUCAUAAUUAUGAUUGGCUGAAGGCAUUACUUUAAGAAGAGUUUGUCCUGAGCCGCUUCAGUUCCAGACGCCGCAGACACCUGGAGGAGCUGAAGACACCCGUCCAGACGAGAUAAGAUCUUCAGAUCUCCUUACGUCAGCAUUCAUGUGGCGCUUUAACUGCACAGUGAGAGCUUUCCUCUGAUUAUCCCUUCCCUUUCUGUCCAUUUUUACACAAACAGCCAUUAGUGGCGUCUGAGCUGAUGAUGGAGCACAAACAGGCCACAUCAGCACUAACACUGUGGUAGGUUGCGAGAUUUCUCGACAGGGGCUCAUUUUCCAGACGGAUCGUAAGCGACGUGUAAUCCUCAGCUGUCUCAUCUGCUCACACUUCACAGGCUGAACCAAAUCAUGUGAAGUUUCUGAGCGUUGUGGUUCGCCACACUACUGUACUGAAGAGUCGAAGCGAGCUGAAACACGUCACCAUCAGAGUCUGGGCCUGUGAAAUAAAAAAAACCCAUUGCAAAAAACAAACAAUAAACAUGAUCUGAAAAACUAAA